GGCCCUGUUUACAUACGAGGGUAACAGCAAUGACCUCAGAGUGGCAGGGACUGGAGAUGGUGGUCUGGAGGAGAUGGUGGAAGAACUCAAUAGUGGGAAAGUAAUGUAUGCUUUCUGCCGAGUGAAAGACCCCAACUCUGGUUUGCCCAAAUAUGUGCUUAUUAAUUGGUUUGGUGAAGGUGUUAAUGACGUGAGAAAAGGAGCCUGCGCCAACCAUGUCAGCUCAGUGGCAAACUUUUUGAAGGGUGCUCAUGUGACAAUAAAUGCUCGGGCUGAUGAGGAUGUGGAACCAGAGACCAUUACAGAGAAAGUGGCCAAGGCUUCAGGGGCAAACUAUAACUUCCAUAAAGAAGGGAGCAAGUUCCAGGAUGCAGGACCACAAGCUCCUGUGGGCUCCGUCUAUCAGAAAACAAAUGCUAUGUCUGAGAUUAAAAGGGUCAGCAAAGAUAACUUUUGGGCCAAAGCAGAGAAAGAUGAGGAAAAUCGCCGGCUAGAAGAGAAGAGGAAGGCAGAGGAGGAACGUCAGCGUUUGGAAAAGGAGCAUCGGGAUCGGGAAUUGCAAGAAGCAACUUUACGGGAGAGAAGAUUUAAGGAGCGAGCCAAUGAGAUUGAUGCUCAGAGGAAAUUCCAGCAACAACAGGAAGCCAACUCAAGAGAGAAAGAUAAACAACAAUGGAAGGAACAAGAAGAAGAUCGCACCAAGAAAGGUUUCCCAAGGAGGAGUGAGUCUGUGGAGAAAGCUCAGGAAGCAGCAUCACUAGUAGCUCAACGAUCAGUGAAUCCUCGUGAGAUCUUCAAACAGAAGGAGAGGUCCAUGUCUACAGAAGCAGCCACCGCCAUCAGCUCCCAGCCAGGCAAGUUACGGAGUCCUUUUCUUCAGGAGAGAAGUCAGGUGGAGGGUCCCGUAUCCCCUGUCCAACUUGCUACGCAAGAUGUUCCUUCUCCUCCUGUUGUUCGUUCGUCUGGUCGCGACACACCUCCAGUUUUGCCUGUUCCUGAACUUGGUGAUUCUGUCAAGCAGGAAAACCACAAGGCAGGGGCUGCAAUCUAUCAGCCCGAGGUGGAACAUGAGGCGGUGUAUGAGGAACCCCCAAGCCAGCGGGUGAUCUAUGAUGAGCCCCCCGAGCCUGAAGAUGCUAACUAUGAUUAUGCUGAGACCUACCAACAAAACCUCAGCCUGGAGGGAAAAGGUGUAUGUGCCCGUGCUCUCUAUGAUUACCAAGCUGCUGACGACACCGAGAUCUCUUUUGACCCUGAGAACAUUAUCACAAACAUCGAGAUGAUUGACGAGGGCUGGUGGCGAGGUUACGGCCCUGACGGCCACUUUGGGAUGUUUCCAGCCAACUACGUGGAACUCAUUGAAUAAGGCAUCCUUGCACUGGGGGACAAGUGCAAGUAAUGUCUGAAAGACCAACUCUCCUCAAAUCCAGUUCUUGGAGGCAAAGCUGUGUAUGAUUUUUAUUAUUUUUUUUAAAGAGAGAGAUGCCAUUGCUUGUGCCCCCAUUCCUGGCAAAGCCUCUGUAUCUGCCUGAUGAUUUGUUUUCCUUAACAGGCAUUCUCAAGUGGAGAUAGACAUCAAUUUGGGCAAUGCACAGUGCUUGUUCAAAGAGGGAGAAAGAUCAUGUAGUGGGAAAAGCACUGGACAAAACCAUCCCCUCUAGACACACACAGACUACGGUACUCUCUGGAAUAUCAGCCUGAACUCUUUUGAAGAAAGGGAAGCGAUUGCCCCAGCAGCGUUUGCUCAUGUCUGCGGAUCUUUUCAAUCCACCCGUUGCCGCUUUGCAAGGUAGCAUCAGAGAAAAGAAUCUUACGAAAUGCCUCCAUUAGCAUUAACUUUGAUCUAGGCUGCAGCCCACAACCCACUUAUUCCAGAGCGCUGCUUUGGAGAAAAUGGAUUGUGCGGAACUGCUUCGGAGGUGCAGCCUACUUGGAAUUGCUCCAAGGGAAAACUGAUGGAAACGAGUGGAAUUAUCAAUGCCUUCUGCAGGGUUCUUUUGUGCAGCUUCAUUCCAUUUCAGUGGAGCCAUUCUGUAGGGGAAGACUCUGCCCUCCCACCCCUCCGCCGCUUGUAUGUAAGCUGACGGGUGUUGGAAGCUCUUGGAGUCUUUGUGGAAACUCUCUGCUUGCAGCAAAGCAAAAGGGUCUCCUGAUAGGUCUCGUGAGAGAGGAGAAUUUGGGUAUCGACUCUGUCCCCACAGAUCAUGAACCAGUUGCCCCCAAAUCAGGGCUUAGCACUGAGCCAGUGGCAGGCGCACACAGCUUUAACUGUUACGCUUGUGUGUCCAUGCGGCGAGAUUUGGUUUGGUUGAUAUAGGAGAACUGUGGUUCAAUUACCCUUUCUGGACUAUAGGGGUGGGGGGAUAGAAAUACAUUAAAUCUGGCUUCAGUAAAAUUUGAAGUAAUUUCUUCCUCUGCCUUUUUUGUAGUUUUAUUUAAAACAACUAGAAUAUAGAAAAACAUCUGGCAGCAGAAUACAUGAGGGUGAUACCAGUUGUAAGACUGGAUGUUAAAUAACUUUAGGCCCAGUCUUUCCUACCACUUCCCGUCACGGUAUAGAGGUAUAAUGUUUAACCCCCAAAAGGCAGUUUUUACAUUCAUUUUGUUUCUCUGGCUCAAGAUAGUUUUGAUGGGGUUUUCAGGGGCUUUUUAUAACUCUACCCAGACAGAUCAAAGAAUGUGUUGGAAGAGACCUUCACUGCAUUUAAACCAAUUCCCUGGUCAGUGUAGGUAUUCACUUAACCAUCCCCAACAGGUAGCCAUCCCACCCUUCUUUUAAAGCCUGAAGUGAGGGCAAGGCCAUGAUUCUCACUUAACCAUCUUAUUUGUAGGAAAUUCAUCCUCAUGUUCAUCCUGAAUCUCCUCUCCAUAAAUUUCAGCUCUGGGAUUCUUGCCUUGCUCUUUAUUUCAGCAGAGAACAGGUCUGCCCCUCUUACAUGACAGCUUUCUAGAAAUGUGUAGAAGGCUAUCAUCUCUUCCCCACCUUUUGUUUUGCAAACAGUACGUCCAGCUCCUCUAAUAGUUCUGCCUCAGUUGCCAGACCUAUUGCUUGUCAUCCUAGGAUCUCUCUGUUGAGCCUGCUUCAGCUUUUGCCUAUCCCUUUUCAAGUCUGGUGCCCAUUUUUGGGUACAGUAUUUGGCUCUUAAGUGCAGUCACAUUGGCACAGAGCUCAACAAAGAUACCCAAAGAGGCCUUUACUAUUUGCUUAAGACUAGUGUUGCAAAAGUAAUGUUAUUUGAACCCCAUCCUUCAUAGCCUUUAUUUGUAAAGCCACAGUGAUUAUGGAAACGAGAAUUUAAUGCAGCUGCUUUAUCCCUCCCAGCUACUAUUCCUUUAAUAGCAUUUUCAAACAGGAGAGUUUUAAAGAUAACAAAACAGUGGCUAGAAACUGAACUUUCCCUUUUCCAUUAUACCUUUACCUAUAUGUAACAAAACGUCUACCACUCUGUAGGUUGUUGUCUUGACUUUGGCAGGUCAAGAGCUGCCCUAAGUGCUAAGUGAGUCAAAAAGUCAGUGAAGCUAAGGCAAAACUGAGUUGGAUUUAGUUUGCAUUUCAGUGGGAUCGAAAUGAUGCUAAUUUGGUCCGAUGUAUUUAAUAUAGUUUUCUCCAUGCAUUUACUAAUAACCUCACCUUCUGCCCCAUUAAAAUUAGCUUGAUGCCAGGCUUAGGAGGAGCUUUGGAGGUGGGGAGCAUAUCAAGUUCUUCAGGGGUCACAGGCAGCUUUAGGACUCAGUUUGCGCACCUUUAUCCUAAAGAUGAAGAUGUUUUUUAAAGACACAACUCACAAUGCAAAACAAAAACUGAAUGCUAAAUCUGAUGUUUCUCCUGAUUCAGCAGCUUUGGGAAUAACAUUGGGAUUUACUUUUUUCCUUUCUUUUUUUCUUUUUUUAAGAACAAUACAGAACAUUUCCCUUUGCAAAUGGCCACCACUGACCAGCUGUGAUUUGCAGGGAUUCUUGUGAGAUAAUUUGUAUUUGAAUUGUCCAUCAUCACAUAGAAUCAUUGCUUAUUUCAAUUGCUUUUCAAGUUCAAAUUCUCCUUUUUCUAGCCUUCUGAUAUGUCUGAAGAUUUAUGGUGGGAGUAAAAGCUAGUAAAUUGUGACAAAAGACAAGAAUUAAAAUGAAAUAAGCCUA
This is a messenger RNA of Python bivittatus (Burmese python), 4134 nucleotides long. NCBI's taxonomy places the organism in Eukaryota, Metazoa, Chordata, Lepidosauria, Squamata, Pythonidae. The record is from RefSeq and is a predicted model, not a curated record.